Molecule: messenger RNA, 2943 nt
Organism: Striga hermonthica
Lineage: Eukaryota; Viridiplantae; Streptophyta; Magnoliopsida; Lamiales; Orobanchaceae
Source: the annotation of a GenBank genome assembly
AUGGCGUCUCUUCACAAACUGCUGUCCGAACAAGGAUUCGAGCGCCAAAUAUCAAGAAAGCCCAACAAAAAGGUGAAAUUCAAAAGUGGCCCUCAGCCACAGGACUCCGUCAGCCUCCCCAUCUUCAUCUGCCACGAUCGCCGGAGCUUCGGCUCCCCUUCAUCCAACAAGCCGGAAAAGGCACCUCCGGCGAGGAACACAUCCGUAAUUUCGUCCGAUACGGGAAAUACUCCAAGAAAAGAAGAACCCGCCAUAGACUCCGCUGCCAUUAAGGCCAUCGUGUCCAUUUUGUGCGGCUAUGUUGGCCGGUACUCGAAAGACGAGGUUUUUAGAAGAAAUAUCAAAGAAAAAUGCAAUCUUUAUCUCGCACAUGGGAAUCACAUAAGCUCAGGGGAUGAGAUUUGGGCUCAUCUUGAAAUGGGCAUUGAGAGAAUCGAUAGGUUGAUCCAUUUUCAAGAGUCCAGUAAAGAGAUAAUUUUAGAGUCUUUGCAAAAAGCCAUUAAGCUUCUCAAGAUUGUGGCUUCUUUGGGCUCGAAAUCGAACCUCUCGGCCUGCGCGCAUCUCUACUUGUCGAUAGCUUACAAAUUUGCCAACAAUGAAAAAGUCUCUGCAAGAUACCUUUUGAAGCUUUUUAGCGAUUCUCCGUAUCUAGCGCGGACCUGCUUGCUUCCCGAGCUGUGGGAGCAUGUUUUCUUGCCUCAUCUUCUUCAUAUAAAAGUGUGGCGUGAAAACGAGCUCGGUUUUCUCACGGGCUUGGGUUAUAUUGCCGAGAGGAAGAGAAAAGUCGAAGCUUUGGAUAAACAGUUUGAUCAUCUUAUGGAUAUUGGGACGAAGAAGUUUGCAGUUUAUUACAAUGAGUGGCUUAAAUUUGGUGGUUCGAAUCAGACCCCUUAUGUUGUUCCUUCGGUGCCUUCGCCUUCGAAAUCUAGUUUUUCGCGAUCAAGAAGGAAAUCGUUGGAUUCGGGUGCUACUUUUCAUGCCACUAGCAACAAAUCUUUGUACCAGACGGUUUUCGGCCCGUUUACAAAGUCCCGGUCAAUGGAAAAUGUACGUAAUUCAGAAGUAGCAUGCGGUGGUGAAGAAUAUGAGACACAUUUCAGCCUUGUUGAUAAAAAAACUAGCUCUAGUAGAAGGUCAUCAAGUCAGAGUAAUAGAUCACAUAAGCGCGAUUUGUGGCUCGACAGCAAAAGUUCAGAUAAUUACUUCAGAUUCUUGGGUUGCCGGGCCGAAAACUUAACUGACUCUAAAGUCCACACACACCACAUGUUGAUGAACGAGAAAAUCAAGACUGACGAAAAUUCCCAUCGUCCGUAUGUUAACGACGUAACCACAAGUGCAAUUUCCACUAUUUGCUCCUCAGAAAGCCUACCCGAAUGUGAAAAAGCAGUUCGUAUGAUAACCGAAGCCUGGCUAAGUUCAUAUUCCCAUGGAGAUGGAAAAAAAAUCGAGAUCUCGUUAUCACGGGCUUCGGCAAUACAAGGAAUAAUGGAAGUACUCUAUGUCUCCACAGACGACGAGAUUCUUGAACUGGCAUUGUCGCUCUUAGCCGAGCUCGUGUUCAAAAACGAGACCAAUCGUCAGUGGGUACUGAAUUCAGACCCAAAUCUCGAUAUUUCGAUAAAACUAUUCAGAAGCAGUAGCCUAUUCUUAAAAGCCGCAGCUUUGCUUUACCUCAUAAAACCAAAAGCAAAACAAAUGGUGUCGAUCGAGUGGGUCCCACUAGUCCUUCGGGUGCUUGAAUUUGGCGAUCACUUAGAAGUUUUGUUCGACGUAAAGUGCUAUACUCACGAGGCCGCGUAUUACUUUCUAGAUGAGCUUCUAACGGGUUUUGAUGAGGACAAAAAUCUAGAGAAUGCUCAGCAAAUUGUCUUGCUCGGCGGUUUAAGUUUACUGGUGAGGAGAAUGGAUGAAGGGGACAUUAAUGAGAAGAGUAAAGCUUGUGCUGUUCUUCACUGUUGUGUUAAGGCCGAUAGAAUUUGCCGAUAUUACUUGGCGAAAAAUUUGAACAAAGAGACGAUUAUAUCCCUGCUGGCGAUCGGGAUGAACACAAAUUCGACAAAUUCUUAUUAUGAGCAUGCUCUUGGAUUGAUGACAGAGUUAUUAUGCCUUAGCAGGAGGAACCAAAUAACCGAAUGUUUAUCCGGGAUCAAGAAAGGAUGGGAUUGCUUAAACACCAAGCAAAUUUUGCUGUUCCUUCUCCAGGGGGCGCUGCCCGAAGAUCGACCUGCUGUUGCAGUCAUAUUGCUGCAGCUACAACUUAUGGACGAAAGCCAGGAGACUAGAGAAUAUAGUGUGUACAGAGAAGAAGCUAUAGACGCAAUCGUAAAAGCGCUAGAGUAUCAGAUUUUUGACGAGAAAAUUCAAGAGCUAUCAGCUAGAGCUUUGUUGAUUUUGGGAGGACAGUUUUCUUAUACUGGAGAGCCCGAAAUCGAGCGAUGGCUUCUCAAAAAGGCUGGUCAUGAAGAAGAGGAUGUGAAGAGCCUAAGCUUGAAUGAAGAUGAAAAAAUGAUGGAAAAAUGGCAGCAGAAAACUGCAAAAGCUCUGCUUUCAAGCGGAAACACUAGACUUUUAACAGCACUUUCGGAUUCAAUAGCGAGCAGCAUUCCAUGUUUAGCACGAGCGAGUCUAGUGACUGUUUGCUGGAUUAGUAUCAGUAUACAUUCGCUCGGAGAUAAAGAGCUCCAGCUUGCAGCAUGCUCGAUUUUGGUGGUACAAUUGAUAGACUAUUUGAGGGAUAAAAGUACAAACAUGGAGGAAAAGAUUCUAGCUUCAUUUGCAGUGUAUAAUCUCACAAAGAGUACAGAUUACUUUUCUUGGUUUUUGCAAUCGGAGGAGGUUCUCGGUUGCCUGCGCAAGCUAUCGCGAACGACAUGGACGGCGAAAGAGCUAGUUUCGGUUAUCACAAUGAAAUCGUCAGAUUCAACUGUCAAUCACAGAUUAUAG